Molecule: messenger RNA, 898 nt
Organism: Camelina sativa (false flax)
Lineage: Eukaryota; Viridiplantae; Streptophyta; Magnoliopsida; Brassicales; Brassicaceae
Source: RefSeq, a predicted model, not a curated record
UGUUUAAAGGAAUGAAUGUUGUAUUCAUGGGGAGAAUUGGGUCCAAGCGAGUUAUUUAUUCGUCUCGGUGGUCUUAGGUUGGUCACUUUCACUGUUCUUGGAGUUCCUAUUGCAGCUGCUAGCUUUAAACCUUCCAGAGAGCCUUUGAGAUUUGCUCUAGCUGCGGGUACUGGAACGUUAUUCCUGGUUUCAUUGAUUGUCUUGAGAAUUUACUUGGGAUGGAGCUACGUUGGAGAUAGACUACUUUCUGCAGUUAUACCAUAUGAAGAGAGUGGAUGGUAUGAUGGGCAAAUGUGGGUCAAACCACCAGAGGUGUUGGCUCGCGACAGGUUGUUAGGCUCUUACAAGGUGAAGCCAGUAAUCAAGAUGCUCAAACAAACAUUAGUCGGAACAGGAGCUUUACUCGUGUCAGCAUUCGUACUAUUCGUAUUCGCAACACCAGUCGAGGAUUUCUUUAAAACCACUCUGGGAGCCAAAGAUAACCAAACAGAAGUUUCCAUUUCAAGAACCAACAAUAAGUUCAAUAUGAGGAAAGAACAGUUGCUUCGGUUACCUGUAGAUGUUGUGACCGACGAUGAUCUGGCAGCGGCCGCGGCUGAGGCUGCUGAUGGAAGACCUGUCUAUUGCAGAGACCGUUACUACCGUGCAUUAGCCGGCGGUCAAUACUGCAAAUGGGAAGAUCUCGUUAAUAAAUAGUUGUCAAAACAGAAUAAUCAACACAACACACAAGCUCUACGUAAGUUUUGAUUAAAAUGGCUUUAAUAGCCUAAAGCCUCAUCAUCACUAUAUCAGAGAUUAUUGCAUUCGUGGGUUCGUUGACCACAGGGGUCAUCAUGUCAAGAACUAAAGGCCCAUAUUAAUGAUGUUUAAGUCUCCCAUUAACGGACCAUUAACUUUA